GUAUUUGGCAUAAGCAAAAUCAGCAUAAAGGUAAUCCAAUUUGCGUACGAAUCCAUUUCAUUCACAUAUUAUUAUCAUAGUUAACAUUCAUAUUGCAAAGUCGUCGAACAUUCCACAAAAUAUUCCAUAUCUAUUUUCAUAGUCAAUAGGUGGGUAUACCUACAAUAAUUAUUGCAUAGUAAAAGUUGAAUGCCUCAUUAAAUAUUUUAGCAAUAGCACAAGUUGUGUCGGACAGAGAAAUAGUAUCAGCGCCUGCAUAAGUGCACGGGCAAAAGUUACAUUGUUACCUUGCUAAUAGAAUAUAUUCAGGCAUUUCAACUAUUGCCUUAAAUUAAAAAUAAAAAUUAAUUGUAAAUUAUUGCUAUUAGUUUUUCAACAGGGUAGUGCUUGGCGCUUAUAAUAAUUACCAGUUUGCUUCAUUUAAUUCUUAUAACUGCAUAAUGACUACCGAGGCUAGAUGCAAAGAAUUAAUAAAGAAGCGCGCUUCAAUGAAAGCUAAGCUUACACAGUUUAUCGCCUAUUUAAAUACUGCGAAAACUUGUGAACAACUCAGUGAUUCGCAGUUAGUGGAAUUAGACAUGCGUAUUAAAAAACUUAAUGAUUCGUACGAUUCUUUUGAUACUCACCAGAGCGAAUUGGAGAUGCUAGCUGAGGAUCCUGCCGAGCAAUAUGCUGAACGCGAGCUGUUCGAGCGGUCUUACUACAAAGAGAUUGCCGCCGCUCGGGAGCUCGUGGACAGGCACCGCAGCCAACGCGCCAGGGAGGUUCAAUCCGAGGUACCAGCGCAUCGAGUUCCUGAAACAGCACUUCUGGAACAGGUUCUCCACUGAGUAUAUUUCUGGUCUACAACAGAGAACCAAAUGGCAGAGCUCAAGGGGCAAACUCGACGUCGGAACCAUGGUAGUAAUCAAGGACAAGAAUCUACCGCCGCUUAUGUGGCUGCUCGGCCGCAUCGUCCAAGUGCUGCCUGGCAG
Molecule: messenger RNA, 974 nt
Organism: Cydia strobilella
Lineage: Eukaryota; Metazoa; Arthropoda; Insecta; Lepidoptera; Tortricidae
Exons: 2
Coding region: 441-830 (129 amino acids)
Source: RefSeq, a predicted model, not a curated record